Glycine soja is the source of this 922-nucleotide messenger RNA. Its product is annotated as pleckstrin homology domain-containing protein 1-like. NCBI's taxonomy places the organism in Eukaryota, Viridiplantae, Streptophyta, Magnoliopsida, Fabales, Fabaceae. The transcript has a single exon. The record is from RefSeq and is a predicted model, not a curated record. The coding region runs from base 180 to 626 and encodes 148 amino acids.
UUAAUGAUACGGUGGUCUUCCAUAGACCAAAAUGGUAAUUUAAGUGGAGAGAGAGAGAGAGAGAGAGAAUCUUGUGCAGCAACGCAGUGUUGUGAGUGAGUUGGGUUUUUUCUUUGGUUUUCCUGAGCUGUGUUUUAUUCUCUUUAUCUCUCUCUCUGCCCUCUCAUCUUCGAGCUCCGAUGGCGAGCCUGUGGCGCGCGGCGACCGGCAUGACGGAAAACGCCACCGAUUACGACGGCGUCGAGUUCUGGUCCAACCCCGAGCGCACCGGCUGGCUCACCAAGCAGGGCGAGUACAUCAAGACCUGGCGCCGCCGCUGGUUCGUCCUCAAGCAAGGCAAGCUCUUCUGGUUCAAGGAAUCCUCCGUCACGCGCGCGUCUCGUCCACGCGGCGUCGUCCCCGUCGCCACGUGUCUCACAGUCAAAGGCGCCGAAGACAUCCUCAACAAGCCCAACGCCUUCGAGCUCUCCACGCGCUCCGACACCAUGUACUUCAUCGCCGAUUCCGAGAAGGAGAAGGAGGAUUGGAUCAACUCUAUUGGCCGCUCCAUCGUCCAGCACUCCAGAUCCGUCACCGAUUCCGAGAUCGUCGAUUACGAUAGCAACAACAACUCCGCCAAGCGCUGACAACCACGCGCUCUCAAUCCACGCGCCUCGUUCGGUGAUUUCUCCUUUUUCUUGCCUUUUUUUUUUUAACUGUGAUUGUGUAUAUUAUUGUUACAUAUGGAUCGCCGAUCGUGCUCGUUACUGCGAGGAAACUCUGUUUAUGUACCUGAACUGCUAUGAAAUUGUAAUGUUUUUAGGAUUUUGUUUUGGAUCAAUCUUUUCGAUUAUGUUGCUUCUCAAUUUCAACUAUAGUUACCUGAACAGAGUUGGAGAUUUUCGACGGUGUAAUUAAGUUUCAGAAGUUAUGAGCUGAACAA